AUGAGUGCUUCGGAAAUCGGAAAAGUUCUCCAUACACUUGAGUCACUCAGCCUUGGUCUCACCGCAAAUGCCUUAAAACAAGAAGCUAGCCAAAAAGGAAUCACGAUUCCGUUUGUUACUCCACAGGUCAUCGCCGACCUAAAACAAAACUUUCUCAACGGCGAUGAACAAAAUUUCCUUGUUAUUUGGAAUGAAGCUGGAAUCGUGGAUCACGACUUGUCAUUCUUCUUGUCCAUAUAUUUUGCCUUCUUUCCAGUCUUCGAACAAGUUCAAGCCAAUACUGCCAAAGAGGACGAUGUAAAAUCUUGUCAAAAGGAGUUCGUCAAGAAAAUCAUGGACAUUGAUGAUGAGCGAAUGCCAGAAAGCGAAGAGGCACAGCUCUACUUCGCCCUGGGGCAAGUGCCAAAGCCACACUUGCGGCGACAAUUCGCACACAUCUUUCAAGUCAACUGGAGCACAGAUUUACUGUCUAAAUGCAUCGCGAAAAUGAAGACUCUUUUACCAUCGACGACGUCAAAUGACACGCGAAAAUUGGAGCGUCUGAAGAACGAAUACGACCGACUCAGCUACAGCUCCAGUCAGCAGCAAACUGCAUUACUCUCUGGAUAUGCUCCAAGUCCCGAUCCAAUCUUCAAGCAGCCUUAUCCCGUCGCUCCACCAGCGCAGUCAAAGUCAGGCUUAACCUACGAUUACGAUGCAAUCAAGAAAGAGUGUCUUCAAAAUGGCCGCCUCUAUCAGAACCUGAGAGUCAAGCUGACUCAGUUUUGUAAUACCUACGAGGAGCGACAGAACUUCUUCAAAGAAUACAUCCUUGCCGAUGUGUUAGGCUGCACCAACUCUUCAGGUGACUUUCACAAGCGUGUCCUUCGAUCCCUCGCCCCUCCAACACCUCUUGCAAUUCGUCAAUCUGUCCAGCGCUUCGUUAAUACGUUAGCAAGUGUAUUCAUCGGUCGCAAAUAUCUAUCACUUUCGACCGAACUUGUCCCUACACUGAUUAACGCUUUGAUCCUCGAAGAUGAUCCUGUUUCCAGGCCGCAUUUACUAGCUGGUCGCUGGUCCCUAGCUGGAGACGCUGAGAACGUCUUGCGCGUUUUGUCCGACCUUCUCAGUCAUGAUAAUGAGUCGCUGAAGUCGUAUCUGAAUGGGACGCUUUUCUCGGUGCUCUUCAUUCAAAGCUUCAAGGAAAAAGCGAAUCAGAUUGGAUUGAAACAGAUUAUCGACUCGUUUAUGAGAGGAGAUCAUGCUCAUAAAACUCAACUGGAAUACAUCAGGAAGCAAAUCGACAAAGAGCCUGAAAGCGCGGAUCAAGACUCCGACGAUGAAGAAGGUGACGACGAUGACGAAGAAGAUGGCGACUCCCUCGAGGCCGAUUUGGACGUAGAAGAUGUUUUUCCAAGUCAGAAUAUCGACGUGUUGCAAACUUAUCUUAUCGCGAAUCGAGCGAACGCGAAUAAUCAGCCACGCAAGGAGGAAAUGUUCCGGCCAGGAACUCCCGGCGCGCGGGCCAAUCGUGAACGGUAUAACGACCGAGUAUUGAGCUCCAGUAGCACAGAGCCGUUUAGUGACGAAAUUAGGGAAAGUGGCAGCGUGUCAUCUGGCCGUGCGUCGUCGAGGCCGGCUGCUAGCCGCGAUCAGACCCGCUUGAAAGAGCAGGAUCAGCCUCCAGAUGCUAGCUAUAUGGCCGCCUUUGGAUUGAUGGACCACGACGAGGACGACAAUCGGGACCGACCAGGGAACAUCAACAAACGCAUCGACUUCUCGAAAGAAGUGCGCUGCCUCCUCUACGGCUUCGGCGACGACCCCAAUCCUUACACUGAAACUGUCAAUCUCGUUGAGGAGCUUGUCAUACAGUACAUACAGGACAUUACACGCUCGGCGAUCGAGUUUGGCAAGUCGGGAAAGAUCAACCUCGAAGCUCUUGCUUACGUCAUCAGAAACGACAAGAGAAAAGCAACUCGAGCGAAGGAACUAAUCUAUCUCGACCAAGAAAUCAAAAAGGCGCGAAAAGGCUUCGACGACAAUGGCCACAUGGUCGACGAUGGGGAGAGCAAAUUUAUCGACAUAGAAAUUCCCGCUCACCAGGCGGGUUUCCACUCUUUCUCGUGCAACCUGGCUGCCAAUUCUGUUCUCCUUCCCUUUCACAUUCGCUACCAGCCCGCUGGCCCGCACUCAAGCAGCGAGAUUCUCAUCCCCUCGCCAGAAGUCAACUUUAUCCAGCCAAACGGCGAAAUCGAAACCGAAUACGGAGAUCCGUUCUACUUGACCAUCCCCGUCGCCAAUACGAAGCACCUCUUUCUCGUCAAUUUUUCCACUCUCUUUGCAGCUGUUUUCGGCGCUUUGUACCUUGCCCGUGAAAUUCUCAGAAAGUGA
Molecule: messenger RNA, 2370 nt
Organism: Oikopleura dioica
Lineage: Eukaryota; Metazoa; Chordata; Appendicularia; Copelata; Oikopleuridae
Source: the annotation of a GenBank genome assembly